AUGGAAUUCAUAAAAUGUGCAUGUGAUGGAGAGAAAGAUGGGUGUGAAUCGUGUAUUUCUUGGACCGGUUUACCAGCCAAGAGGGUACCCCAGCCUGUUCCAGAUCCGGAGAGAGCAUGUCAUUAUUUGCCUGUUGCCGAUACACCAUUAUGCACAGAGAAUGAUACACCAAGACCUGUUGAUGAUUGGCAACCCAGAGCAAACAUAACAAAAUUGUUUCAGGAUGGCGAGAUUUCUUUGCAACAACAAGAUGAGAUCACAACAUUUUCUGAAACAUUCUAUGUCAUAAGGGAAUAUGUUGUUGCUUCCAUAGAACAUUUAACAAAUCUACAGUCAACAAAGCAAAUUCGAUCAAGAGGAAGAGCAGAAGAACAACGUCACAGAAAAGAAAGAAAGUACGAUGAGUAUGACUGGAUCAACUUGGUUCUACAAGGAGAACUUAGCAAAUUGACCAUUCCGGAAUUGGAUAAGUACAUUACUGAAAACAAGUUGAACAAAAAAGGGAAGAAAAAAGAUAAGUUGGAUGCAAUUACAGCAGAUGUCUUACGAAAACACCAAGGAAGACCAAUUGAAGAUGUUUUGGAGCCGCAGCACAGAGACCAGGCAAGCAGUGAAAGUGACAGUGAUCAAGAUAUUGUAUUGGAGGAGUUUGGAUCAGAAAGUGAUCCUGAAAGUGAGACUGAAGAUGAACCUGAAAAUGAACAGAUACAAACUGUUGAUCCAGUUCCCCUUGUUGUUCAAACACGUUAUGGACGAUAUGCUGGAAAUUGGGCUUUGUCAGAAUUACAUUAA
This is a messenger RNA of Paramuricea clavata, 792 nucleotides long. Lineage: Eukaryota; Metazoa; Cnidaria; Anthozoa; Malacalcyonacea; Plexauridae. The record is from the annotation of a GenBank genome assembly.